AUGGAAGGGCAAGGAGGAGAGUCAGCUACCACGACUCCGGAGCCCGAAUUGAAUCCUCAAAGGGUAAGGGUUUUAGCGCAACGUCUAAAGGACGAAUUGGCGGCGAGUCAAGUUGAAACUGACCCAGCUAAAGUAAAAGCACAUCUUGCAGUGGUUGAAAAAAUCAAACGGGUUCUUGUAAAGUUCAAGCAACAGCAGCAGCAACAGCAACCACAGCAGCAACAGCAAUUGCAGCAGCAACCGCAACCUCAGCAACCUCAGCAACCUCAGCAACCACGGCAGCAGCAGCAGCAGCAGCAACAGGAGUUCCCACAAAUACAAUCACCGGCACCUCAAAGAGUCAAUGUUACGUUGGAAAAAUACAACCAAGUAAGAGACAUAUUAAAGAGUUUAUUGGAAAAGAUUCAAGGCUUAGAAACUUCUCGAAAUGAAGCAACAGAUCCAGAAAAGAGAGAAGCACUAGAGAAAUCAAUAUCAGAUGCCAGAAAUCAGCUACAGCAAUGCCAUAAAGGAGCAUUAUAUAUGCGGAAAGUGUUGGUUGACACGGGGAGACUAUCAGCUAACGCAACACCCGUGAGUUCGACAAAUUUGCAGCAGGCGCAGGAACAGUCAAUGCAGUCACAGCAGUCACAGCAGUCACAGCAGUCACAGCAGUCACAGCAACCACAGCAGUCACAGCAACCACAGCAACCACAACAACCACUACAACCACAACAACCACAGCAGACUCUACAAACACAACUGGUGCAACCGGUGCAACCGGUGCAACUGAUGCAACUGAUGCAACUGAUGCAACCGAUGCAACUGAUGCAACUGAUGCAACCGAUGCAACUGAUACAACAAGCACAGAAAGUACAACAGGCACAACAAGCGCUAAAAGCACUGCAAGCACAACUGUCACAGCAGACACCACAGUUGGAGCAGACGCUACCACCACCACCCCGACCACUGCUGGUGCUGGUAGUGUCUGCACCUGCACCUAUACCCCCACCACAACCGCGCCCUGGUUUAAUUCUCAAUGAUGGCAGAGUAUUGACAAAAAGAAAAUUGAAUGAACUAAUAAACAACAUCUCGAUAGAUCAAGGAGACGUUAAAACAACGAUAGACAACGAUGUUGAGGAACUAUUCCUAGAUUUGGCUGACGAGUUUGUCCGAAACGUCAUGGAAUUUUCAUGUAGGUUAGCAAAGCACAGGAAAUUGGACAAAGUCGAUAUUGGGAAUGUACAGUUGACUCUUGAAAGAAAUUGGGGAAUAAAAGUACCUGGGUAUAUGAAUGAUGAUAUAAAGAGAUGGCAGAAGAAAACAGUGAGAAAGUAA
Molecule: messenger RNA, 1317 nt
Organism: Lodderomyces oxycetoniae
Lineage: Eukaryota; Fungi; Ascomycota; Pichiomycetes; Serinales; Debaryomycetaceae
Exons: 1
Coding region: 1-1317 (438 amino acids)
Biological process (GO): RNA polymerase II preinitiation complex assembly; DNA-templated transcription initiation
Cellular component (GO): transcription factor TFIID complex; SLIK (SAGA-like) complex; SAGA complex
Molecular function (GO): DNA binding; TBP-class protein binding; protein heterodimerization activity
Source: RefSeq, a predicted model, not a curated record